AUUCCCUGGAUUCCCUUCUGAUGUCAUUGGACCAUGCUCCAGUGCAUGCAGAACAGAUUCCUGCCCUCUUUUACCUGGGAGAGUCAGUCUUGUACUGGGUCUGUACUGAUAUGUCUCAGAAGCCCAAUUUGUACACCUGCGAAGUGAAGAUACUCAAGGUAGAGUGGGCAGAUCUAGGUUUCUUUUAAGUACGUGUCACUGUGGGAAAACAUAUAUCCUAUGUAACAAGUUUACAGAAUAGCCAUACUCCUAAAAUAGGGCAAGAACUUGAAUUGUAUUAUAUUUAGUUCACCUGUGCAACUUUGUUGUGCUCUUUUAGCUGGGAUAUUUGGUCUUCUUGAGACUAUUUCUCUUUCACAUCUCUGGAAACCUGAGUGGAUACCAAAGAAGCAAAUCCCAUCUUCACGUUUUUUUGAAAGGUAGAGUAUUAGAUGGAUAAAUAGUGAUUCAUUCUACUUUUACAUUCACUGUAAUAGUGUCAUUAUUGUGUGUGUGCCCAUGUACGUUCAACUAAUUGAUGUAAACUGUGUUGUUGAAAAACAAUGGCUAAAAUGGCUGAAAACUGUUGUUUCCCUUUUAGCUCUGUCUCAGUGUGAGUCAUGCUACCAACCGUAUCCAAACAUCUUGCUCUCAGUGCACUUCAUGUUACGUUCAGGGGAGAUCAUUUGUGGACUGGGACCUUUUCAAGAUGAUUCAGCAUCAGUAAGAGUUCCAUGCAAAUUC
Messenger RNA from Coregonus sp. 'balchen', 723 nucleotides. NCBI's taxonomy places the organism in Eukaryota, Metazoa, Chordata, Actinopteri, Salmoniformes, Salmonidae. The record is from the annotation of a GenBank genome assembly.